Molecule: messenger RNA, 435 nt
Organism: Penicillium brasilianum
Lineage: Eukaryota; Fungi; Ascomycota; Eurotiomycetes; Eurotiales; Aspergillaceae
Source: the annotation of a GenBank genome assembly
AUGCCUAUCUUUCACCGUGACUCCACCGCUAGCUCCUCCUCGGGGAGAAGCAUUGAUGAUUCGUAUCAAACAAAGACUCAUUCAGGACUAUUUGGGAGUCGGUCAUCUCACUCUACCCACUCUUCCAUAUCGUCCGGCUCUGGUUCCUCUGCGAGCAACUCUCGCCGCCACGGCCUUCUUCACAGGACGCACGAGGACCCGUCUAUCAUGGCCGCUCGAGAGCAGGUACUUCGUGCAGAGACCGCCGAAAGAGAAGCCGACAAGGCACUCAUUGCCUCGAGGAGAGCCGUCAAGGAGGCAAGGGACCAUGUGAAGCAUCUUGAGCGUGAAGCCGCUGAAGAGGCGCGACUGGCGAAAAUCAAGCAGGACCAAGCGAGGUCCAUUUCCAAGAGAGCGAAGCCGCUUGGACGUAAGUUUCCUACUCGCUGGACUUAA